AUGGCAACGAAAGACAAACUUCAACUAAUUCGUCUUACCCUCAUAAUACAUGAUGUUGAUACAUCAAUUACACAAGCAGAUAUUGAAGAAGCUAUUCAACACAUUAUGGGUAUAGUUUCAUUUGAGUUCCAUGAGGGUAAACCUUAUAAUAACGAUGGCACACUAGUAAGAAAAGUUUAUUUAAAUUUCGAAAAUGAACGAAAAUUGAAUGAAUUAAUGAAGAUUGGUUCAAUAAAAGUUUAUAAUAAAUCCUUUCGUAUAUCACGAUAUAAUCCUAGAGAUAUUCCACUGUCAGGAAACAUGACUCAGUUUUUGUUAAUCAAAAUAUCUGAAAAAAAUAAUCAAAAGAAAACCUUAAAAGAUCUUACUGAAUCUAAUAUUAAUGAAUAUUUUGGAAGAUUCGGUAAAAUUAUUAAUUUUCAAUGGAAUGAUGAACAUGAAGCAAUUCUUAAAUUUCAACAUUAUGAUAUUGUUGAUCAAAUCAUUCUAACUAACCUUUCACAUGAAAUCAAUGGAAUUAUAAUUGACGUUGUAAAAACUCGAAACAUUCAAACAAGUAAUAUUAUUCGUAGUACUGGAAUUCCAUUUUGUAUUCAUGUAACUAAUAUACCUCCUGAUGUAACAGGUGAAGAGUUGUCGCAAAUAUUUAAUAAACCUGUUGCCAAUAUUGUUAUUAAACCAGGAUUUCGACGUUAUGAAUCUUUAGCAUCAGACAAAUCAGUAGAUAGUGAAGCUUGGAUUAAUAAUAUUGGUGAUGAGAGACAAGCACGAAAUUUAGCUAAUAAAAAUUCAAAUAAAACAUUACACGGAUUUCAAAUAAAGUGUGAUGUUACUUCUGAACCAAUUUAUCCGUUUGAAUUAUGUAGAAAUUAUAGAACCGGCUUAUGUAAUUAUGAAAUUAAAUGUUUUUUUAAACAUAUUAUGUGCAAUCAACCGGAGAAUUGUCCUGAUGAACAAUGUCCUUAUGGGCAUAGUCGAAAACGACAAGUAACAUCAAAUAUUGAAGAUGACGAUGAAGAAUGUAAAAGUAAUUUUUAUCGACUAAGAAUAAGUAAUCUUCCAAUAACAGCAAACAAGGAAGGACUAGUGAAAUUAUUAAAAGUAAAAGAUGAACAUAUUUCACGGAUCAUAUUGAAUGAAGGUCAAGAUAAAAAUUCAUCAUCAACUGUUGCAUAUCUUAUUCAUCAACGAUCAGUAAAAUAUCUUCAAAGUCUAAUUUAUCGAUUACAUGAUAAAUAUUAUUCAAAUAGUGUACCAAAUAAAAUGAAAUGUCAAGUAGAGAUGAAUGUAGAUCUUUUAAAGAGGGGUGAUAAAUGUGAUUCCGAUGAAUGUUUUUCAACAACUGAUUAUAAUCAAUCGAAAAAAUCAAAAUCUCCACGACGUUAUGAACUAGAUAUGGAAGAACUAAAUCAUAACUCUUCAGAAGAAGACUCUCAUAUGAAAGAAUCAAAUGAAAUGCAUUCAAAAAGUAAGAUAAAACUUAUAUCCUGAAAUGAAGGCUACGAGCAUUAGAAAACAUCUCAUCUAAUCAAAUAAUAUUAGUCAACUGUGUGUCUUAAAAACAUCAGUGUCAGAACUCCUACCACAGAAGAGAGAUGCUACAGCAUGUGACCACUAGAGAGGCACAUCUAGACUCAUCACAAGCCCAUCUUACACUUCCAACACAGUCGCAUAAAACGAUCUUUCUUCAAUAAAAUGAAUUUCCUUUAAGGGGAAACAACACUAGAGAAACUUCACUAAUUAAUACAUACUAAGGUUACGUAUAAAUGUAUACAUCCCUAUUCAGGAAAGAGAACUUAAGAGAACUUAGAAAUUUUGCACUCAUGGAAGGUAUGACCCAUGCAAAAAAAGCAAGGAAAAUAAUCCGAUUAAAAUCGAUUAUAAUUGGUGUACGAGUUAGUUUCUCGAUGACAUCUAUUACAAAUAAUUACACUUGAUUUUAUCCAUUUUUUUAUCAAUAUUUUGCGUGCAACUAAUCCUUGUUGAACGAGGUUGGAAAUGUUCGCGCUCUGUUGUAGAUAUUACCUGAAGUGUUAUUCGUCAUUCUUGAAAAAUUUACUACAGUUGUUUUUGGCCAUAAACAGUUGUAUUUCUUUUCUUUAGGAAAAAAGACUGAGGAAAUAUCACCUUUCGAAUAAAUAUGCACAAAAGAUUACGAAACAAUAGUUUAAGAUCAAAAGCAAUCGUCAAAAUCGUCUAUUCAAGUCAACUUUUUUUGAAAACUAACGAAAUAUGGGUAUAGGUGCUGAAGUUGAAGUCAAAAAGAUCCGGACUGCGCAACAACAUCACAUUCACAUCCUACCGUCUUUUGAUCUGUUAUAUUGCUGAACACGUAUUUUCCCUGUUUCAUACAAGAAGUUUUCUUAUUUGGGUUCGAAAAUAAAUAAAAUUUUAAAAAUUUUAUCAGCAU
Messenger RNA from Rotaria sp. Silwood1, 2410 nucleotides. NCBI's taxonomy places the organism in Eukaryota, Metazoa, Rotifera, Eurotatoria, Philodinida, Philodinidae. The record is from the annotation of a GenBank genome assembly.